Molecule: messenger RNA, 1851 nt
Organism: Emericellopsis cladophorae
Lineage: Eukaryota; Fungi; Ascomycota; Sordariomycetes; Hypocreales; Bionectriaceae
Product: genetic interactor of prohibitins 3
Exons: 1
Coding region: 1-1851 (616 amino acids)
Cellular component (GO): mitochondrion
Source: RefSeq, a predicted model, not a curated record
AUGCACCCCGACUCGGAGAAAAGUUACGAACCGCUCUUGGAGGUGUCGAAGGAAGAGGAAGAGAACAAACUUGUCGAUGAGGUGCUCAAGAACCUCGGCCCAGCCGAACUCGAGGCCCUCGGUCUGGAUGCUACGAGUCUGGUCACGGGGGAGAGCAAUAGUGAACAAGACAUGACCGCUGUUCGCGAUCUUGUGGAGGAGAAACCGCCUGUCUGCGAGCGCUGUCAUGGACUGAUGCACCAUGGCCUCAACAACAGCUCCACGCAAAUAUCGAUGCACCACCCCACGGUCGAGGCCCUGCGCGAGACGAUCGAGGAAUCGCCACACAAACACAACCACAUUUACCACAUCAUCGACGCGGCCGACUUUCCCAUGUCUUUAAUACCGCGACUCCACGUGUUGCUGGGCGACAUUCCGCUGCGGUCGCGAAACCGCCGAUCCAAGGCCACGAGAUACGUGCGGGACCGUCAGAUUGAGAUGAGCUUCAUCAUCACGCGAGGAGACUUGCUUGGACCGACCAAGAAAAUCGUGGAUGGCAUGAUGCCCUACUUGCGGGAUGUGAUGAGGGAUGCGCUCGGCAGGAUAGGGCCCCGAAUCCGCCUGGGCAAUCUGAGAUGUGUCAGUGCCAAGCGCGCAUGGUGGACCUCUGACAUUCGAGAGGAAAUUUGGAAGCGUGGCGGUGCAGGAUGGAUGGUCGGCAAAGUGAAUGUGGGCAAGAGUCAGCUAUUCGAAGCUGUCUACCCCAAGGGCAGGCUCUCGGGUGCUCCCAAGAGCAUCGCUGGAGACAAGGACAUAGCACUUCCAGUAUACCCUCGCAACGAGCUUGCGAUUGAUAAUCACGCCAACGACGAGGAGCUGGAAAUUGGCGAGCUCCUCCCGCCUGCUCAACCUGCUACACAGUAUCCCGACAUGCCAAUCGUGUCGUCAUUGCCUGGCACAACGGCUUCGCCGAUCCGAAUUCCAUUCGGCAACAAGAAGGGAGAACUCAUUGACCUGCCAGGCCUCGAGAGGAGUUAUCUCGAGCUGUUCGUGAAGCCUGAGCACAGGCAAAGCAUGAUCAUGAAGAGCCGAAUCGUUCCCGAGCAGAUCUCUGCGAAAUCCACAGAGUCUCUACUUCUUGGUGGUGGACUCAUCAGGAUCACCCCACGGACACCCGAUCUCACGUUUCUAUUGUACAACUUCACUCCUCUCGACGAACACAUCACCAACACCACCAAGGCCAUCGAGUUUCAGAGUCAACAACGAAUGUCACCUGGAGUGAAGAAUAUCUCUAUCGAUGGGAUCGGCGAUAGGGUGGCGCACGCGGGCACCUUCAAGCUCAAACACGACGUGACCAAGCUGAGAGCCGGUCCUUUGACGCGGAAGAAUGCGGUGGGACUGUCACUGGACCGCCUGCCAUUCCGUGUGUUUUCGAUCGAUCUCUUGAUCGAAGGAGUAGGCUACGUAGAGGUGGUCGCACAAAUGCGAACCCGGGACUUGAAACUGAUUGAAAGGGAAAAGGCGCCCGAGCCCGUGGAAGAGGAGACACCACCAGUGCCUAGCGAUCCUUUCGACGCGAUGAAGAGCGAGAGGCGUGAAACGAGAGAGACCUUGCGCGAGAUUGCGCGUUUCUCAAAACCAGCCAAACCAGAGAAACCCAUCAAAGUGGCUGAGCCCGAAUACACCUGGCCUGAGAUUGAUGUCUUCUCGCCCGAGGGACGCUUCAUCGGAUCGCGACGACCGAUUCAAGGAUGGCUGCAUAACAAGCCGCUCGUGAAACCGGAAAACAAGCGAGCACGACCUAGGCGGAGCAUGACCGGCCAGAAGAAGAAGGAGAAGCAUGAAAUGAGGGCUACGCAGGCUAGUUCCUAG